Baudoinia panamericana UAMH 10762 is the source of this 653-nucleotide messenger RNA. RefSeq lists its product as uncharacterized. Gene Ontology annotation, molecular function: structural constituent of ribosome; RNA binding. Lineage: Eukaryota; Fungi; Ascomycota; Dothideomycetes; Mycosphaerellales; Teratosphaeriaceae. The record is from RefSeq and is a predicted model, not a curated record. Gene Ontology annotation, cellular component: cytosolic small ribosomal subunit; ribosome. The transcript has 2 exons. Gene Ontology annotation, biological process: ribosomal small subunit assembly; translation. The annotation marks the transcript as partial.
GUUCUUGCAGUCGAUCUGCUCAACCCGAGCCCCCAGGCCGAGGCCCGCAAGCACAAGCUCAAGACCCUCGUUCCAGGCCCGCGAUCAUUCUUCAUGGACGUCAAGUGCCCAGGCUGCUUCACCAUCACCACCGUCUUCUCGCACGCCCAAACUGUCGUCGUCUGCGCAGGCUGCUCACAAGUUUUGUGCCAACCCACUGGUGGUAAGGCAAGACUCACCGAGGGUUGCUCGUUCCGGAGGAAGUAGAUGGAACCCAACGCGGAUGUGGCAAGGGCGGCUAUGGAUAUGAUUACGCUUGUCAGUCUGCCACAGCGGCUGAGAGUGGCACCAGCACUGCAACAUAAUAUGACACAGCGGGUUCAUGCGACGAGUCACGGCCGGCGUUCGGAGGGAUGUUGAUAUCGAGACGAGGUGGCAUAUGCCGGCGAGCUCUGCGUCAUUGCAUAAGAGUGAGGACUCGGACAACCAGCGAGGAGUCUCACCUAUGUAUGGUUUGAAGGACAGGAUUGCUAAACAAUUCAACCAAACUACUUGCCAGCAAUUGGCCACUCAUAUGCUUGCCGGACGUGCUACUCUCGUCAAUGUUUGACUUGUCUCGGCCAAGUCACGUGACCAUCAUUUGUAACUACAUUCAGCAAGCUUGCCGAGUGGAU